CGAUUGUAUCUAAACGUUCUCGAGUCACUGUUCGGUUGAAAAUUGUAUGUUAACACCAAAUAUGAGUACUGAAGAAGUUUUUCUGAAACCACGUCCACCAUUCAAACUGGCUGCCUUCAACAUUCGCACACUUAUGCAGGUUGGACAACAGAUAGGGCUGGCUAUGUCUUUAGAAAGUCUCAAUAUCGAUGUCUGCUGUCUAUCCGAGGCCCGUAUUCAAGACUCUGGUGAAGUACUACAAAUUCGCUCUCCAUCUGUCGCUUCGAAAAGCUUGUUUUACGUGAGCUUAUCCGGGGACCCUGUGGCAUCUUCGUCUGGUCUUGAUGGCGUUGGUGUCGCACUAAGUGCUAGAGCUGAGGCAGCACUAAUCGAUUGGAUCCCCAUUAACAGUCGGUUAUGUGCUGUUAGAUUAGAAAGUUCCAUCAAAGUGAGAAGACAUCGGCGUGAGAAACGAUGUCUUUUCGUCAUCUCCGCCUAUGCCCCGACAGAUUGCAGCCCGGAUGCAAUCAAGGAUGAGUUUUACCACCAGUUAUCUGUUCUUCUCCAGAAAGUGCGUUCGACAGAUAUUGUAGUACUAGUUUAAAUUGUUUAUCGUUUAGUAACUCUAAAAUAUGUUGAAUCUGUUUUAUGCGUAAUAUACAUUGUAUUCAGUAUUGUCAUAUCAAUUAUUGUUGUAAUUUAUUCUCAUACUUCCUUUCUUAGUUAAUUUGGAAGAAUUUAUGGCAC
Molecule: messenger RNA, 726 nt
Organism: Schistosoma intercalatum
Lineage: Eukaryota; Metazoa; Platyhelminthes; Trematoda; Strigeidida; Schistosomatidae
Source: the annotation of a GenBank genome assembly